AAUUUGGUGUGUUGGUGGGUAGGUAGGUAUCACGGGUAGCUUUUCCCAAUGCCUGUCCAGGUGGCAGGCCCUGUUCUGCAACCAUCUGCGCCGUUCCCCGCCCAUGCAGUCAGGAGCGAGGAAUGCGGAGGUUGAGGCACGCCCGAGGCCAGUUCUGCACCUGCAUCGCUCGUCCUUGUUAUCAUGAUUUCCAUGGCAUUCUACAGGCAUGACGACGUCCCGCAGGAGGACGCCAGUGAGUGCCCGGUGUGCUACGAGAUCCUGCGCGAGACGGAGAGAACCCUGAGCUGUGGACAUGUGUUCUGUCACGACUGCCUGGUCAAGCUGCUGGUCAGCUUCUACGCCGAAGGACAAAUUCGGGACACCCUUGCCUGUCCGGUGUGCAGACACCUCACCUUUAUCAGGAAGCGGCAGGACGAGCAGCUGGCCUUGGCGCAGGGCAAGGGGCAGCCCGAGGAGGAUGCAGAACGAGGAGGAGGAGGGCAGACAUUGGAGGUGCCCGUCGGGAGGCCGCUCGCCCGGCUGGAGCUCGACACCACCUCGGCCGCUUCUCUCCGCGGGCGACUUCGGCGCUUCUUCUGCGCGGACUCCGAGCGUCUCCGGCGGCCGACGCUCCUCCGCACGAGUCCGUGCAGCAACUCGGAGAUCUUCGUCAUCAGCGCCCGGGGGAGACCCAUGACAGAGGAUGACGCGUUCAGCGUGGUUUUGACGGUGGUUCGGCCGCCGAGGAUUCGCCGGCGCCGGGUGUGCAGCACGGCUCGGUGCCUCGUGGUGCUCCUCUCCACCUUCACCAUGAUGGCACUGGUGGCUGCCGUGCUGCCGUGGAUCCUAUUGGCUUAAUGAGGAUACAAACAUGGACCACAUGCCAAAUACGAGCAUUGACAGAGGUAGCACAUGUGAUUAUUCACUUAAUUCUGUAUAGAAACUUGCUUGGGACCAAAAAAAAAAAAAAAAAGACUCCGGUAAAAGUAUUACUAUGAAAAUGUAAAUAAUACAAGACAUGGGGAAGUCAAUGCACGUGAUUGGGCACAGAAAGAGACUUGAGUACAAAAGAAAAGAGGCAUUUUCCUAGUCACUUUCAACAAUCUUGCACAAGUGUUAUAAAAUAAGAUUCACCAUGUUAUAUUCAACAUUUGUAUUGCUUAAGCUAUGGAUCGCGGGCAUGCGGGCGGUAUCUCAUGAAGACCAGCCGCACGUUAUACAUAAACACAACAGCAGCAAUCACAACAACAGCAAUCAUCAGUCUUAGCUGCAAUUCCAAAACCCAGAGGAGCUGUUAACCGGCUUAAACAGUUUGAAACUGUUCUAUGUCCCCACCCUUGACUUGAAGCCUGACUUGCGUGAUUGCACAAGGCCGAGAUGCAUCGAGUACCUUUCUUUUCCUUCUGUGUCAUCCCGCUUGGCCAGUCUUGCAGGUUCCAUGCAUGGGGGGGGGAUCGCACUGAAAUCAACACGCCAUUGCUUGUCUUCCUCCACGAACCAGAAAGUAUAGCGACCGGGAAGAUAUCAUCAUCAAAAUUCCACGCGACAAGCCUAAGGUUUAAAAAAAUAUAUAUAAAAUUAAAAAAAAAGGAGAAGUGUGA
Molecule: messenger RNA, 1583 nt
Organism: Syngnathus acus (greater pipefish)
Lineage: Eukaryota; Metazoa; Chordata; Actinopteri; Syngnathiformes; Syngnathidae
Product: RING finger protein 222
Exons: 1
Coding region: 184-840 (218 amino acids)
Source: RefSeq, a predicted model, not a curated record